AUGUUUGGAUCGGAAUCGAAAGGCCGAGCUAUCAAUCUUCGUAAUUUCUCAGCCCACAAGAAACAAGUAUUGUGUUCAAAAAUAGGGCGUAAAUCAGGUCAAAUAGUUGCAACUGGAGGAGAAGAUGCUCUGGUAAAAUUAUGGCAUGUAGCGAAUGAUGACCCUUUGAUGUCCCUAGCUGGACAUAAAACCAACAUCAUCAAAAACUUUUCAAGGUGGACAUCGUUCAGCGGUCACUUGCGUGGACUUUCACCCUUUGCAUCCGAAUACUUUGCUACUGGAUCUCUUGACACAAAUGUAAAAGUGUGGGAUUCAAGAGUUAAAAAGGAUGUGCAGUCACAUAGAGGAGAAUCAGAAAAUUAUAAGGAGCCCAUUUCAUCAUUAAGAUUUACACCAGAUGGAAAGUGGAUUGUUGCCGGUGGAGAAGAUGGAACCAUUAAGAUUUACGAUAUUACGACUGGUAAAAAGUUUGGUCAAAUUCAAAGUCACAGAUCUACCGUUACCACCAUUGAUUUCCAUCCCUCUGAAUUUUACUUAGCCACAGGAAGUGCAGAUAGAACAGUUCAAGUUCUAAGCUUGGAGGACUCGAUUGAGGUUGUUUCAAAGUCUGACAUUUUCCCAUCCGGUGUAAAAUCAGUGCAAUUUAGUCCUGAGGAUGGUUCAGUGCUUUUAUCGAUAUGCGAUGAAGGAAUGAAGGUGCAUGCUUGGAACUCGGCAAAUAUGCGUUGCAUAGAUACCAUUGAUGCUAAAUGGGGUGACAUUAAUGAUGUCAAUCUUCAUCAAGGUCUUAAUCAAAUAUUUGCUGUUAGCGCCAAUCCAACGGUGACUGGAUAUGUGGGUAUUUGGGUGAUACCUGUUGACUCUGUGAGGCCAUGGUAUAAUGGUCAAGACGAUAAAAAGAUGCAUUUCUCGCCUCAACUGACAAAAGAAAUGGUGAAUGAGACUCUAAAUAGCUCAACUGAGGACGUUUUAAAUGAAAUCAGAAAUAGGAAGCCUGUGAGUGUAGCUACUACAACAACAACCCGAGGAGAAGUGAUUACAGUGACCAAGGUUUCUGGAGAAAGAAGAACACCUGCGUUGGGUGUCCCUCAAACGCCAUCAAGUGAGGUAAUAGUAUCAUCGAAAAGAAAGGAACCAGCUAAUAUUGAUAUUGAUUCGUUCGUUCCAAAGGGAGAAGCUUUCUCUGAACUUGAUGAUGAUCAAAUUAUAGAAGAAAUAAUGAAAUCUCACCAAAAAAUGUCGAGUGCCAUGACAAAUAGGUUAAACAAUUUAAAAAUUGUUCGAAGAAUUUGGAUCGAUCAAGGAGAUCCAAAGGAAGCCAUUAAGGCACUUGUAAAAAUGAAAGAUUUACCACUUGCAUCUGACAUGUUAGGGCAACUAUUACGUCCAGAAUGUAAAAAGCAUUUGACCCUUGAAUUGUGUGCUCUCCUUUUACCAGUAAUUAUUGACCUCAUAAAGGAAAAUUAUGAGGAACACAUAUCAACUGCACUCAAAGCAUCCAUGUUGUUGUAUUCAAGUUUCUCAGGAAUGAUUGAAGAAAAUUUACAACUAUUUAAUAGCAAUUCAAAUCUUGCACAAAUGGAUAUUAAUGCAGAGGCAAGAAUUUCGAAAUGUCAAGCAUGCAAAAGAGGUUUCGGAGAGGUGAAACGAAUUAUAAUAGAAAGAGCAGCCGAUUUCUCACAAAUGACAGAUCUUGCUUUGCUAUCGAGGAGAGUUGUAAAGACAAUCAAGUAA
Messenger RNA from Naegleria fowleri, 1734 nucleotides. RefSeq lists its product as uncharacterized. The transcript is spliced from 3 exons. Lineage: Eukaryota; Heterolobosea; Eutetramitea; Acrasida; Naegleriidae. Gene Ontology annotation, cellular component: katanin complex. Bases 1 to 1734 code for a protein of 577 amino acids. Gene Ontology annotation, biological process: microtubule depolymerization. The record is from RefSeq and is a predicted model, not a curated record. Gene Ontology annotation, molecular function: microtubule binding.